Molecule: messenger RNA, 1723 nt
Organism: Rhododendron vialii
Lineage: Eukaryota; Viridiplantae; Streptophyta; Magnoliopsida; Ericales; Ericaceae
Product: PTI1-like tyrosine-protein kinase 3
Exons: 8
Coding region: 316-1413 (365 amino acids)
Biological process (GO): protein phosphorylation
Molecular function (GO): ATP binding; protein tyrosine kinase activity
Source: RefSeq, a predicted model, not a curated record
AAAUUCACGCUGGGAAAACCGUCAAGGGCGAGCACCAUCUUCUUUCUUAUGUUCCCACACCAAACAAACACACGGUUGGCUACACACAGAAAAUUCCUCCCACCAUUUCCUCUUUCCUCCCUCCCCACCUCUAAUACUUCUUUUCUUCUUUUAGAGAGAGAAAUUGUAUGUGAGUAACGCCCACAUACACAUAUCAGAGAGAAGGAGAGAAGAGGUUUCGCAGGCAGCAGGCACACACGCAUCCUCCUUGCUAUUUUGUACUUCUUCAGAAUACCAGUGCAGAGGAGGAUUUUAUCUUUGAGAAAGAAAGCAAGGAUGCGUAGGUGGUUGUGUUGUACUUCUAGAGUGGAAGAGUCCUACCCUUCACCUGAUCAUGAGUCUUUCGGAAACCCAAGGAAGCAAGCAGAUGGUUAUCAGAAAGGGUCAAAGGGAUAUACCCCUGUGAAACCUGAAGUUCAAAAAGAAGUACCACCUAUUGAAGUGCCAGCGCUGUCCUUAGCUGAGCUGAAAGAAAAAACUGAUAAUUUUGGGUCGAAGUCCUUGAUUGGUGAAGGAUCCUACGGAAGAGUAUACUAUGCCACCUUAAGUGAUGGAAAAGCUGUGGCAAUUAAAAAGCUUGAUGUUGCAGCUGAACCUGAGUCAAAUGUUGAGUUUUUGACUCAGGUUUCCAUGGUUUCAAAACUGAAACAUGAAAAUCUGGUUGAGUUGCUGGGUUACUGUGUUGAAGGCAAUGUUCGUGUUCUAGAAUACGAGUUUGCAACCAUGGGUUCUCUACAUGAUGUUUUGCAUGGGAGAAAGGGAGUUCAAGGAGCACAACCAGGACCUGUGCUGGACUGGAUUCAACGGGUUAGAAUUGCUGUUGAUGCAGCAAGGGGAUUAGAGUAUUUGCAUGAGAAAUUUCAACCUUCCAUAAUACACAGAGAUAUCAGAUCCAGCAAUGUGCUUCUAUUUGAAGACUUUAAGGCCAAAAUUGCAGAUUUUAACCUUUCAAAUCAGGCUCCUGACAUGGCUGCUCGCCUUCAUUCUACUCGAGUUUUGGGAACGUUUGGGUAUCACGCACCAGAAUAUGCAAUGACUGGGCAAUUGACACAGAAGAGUGAUGUGUAUAGCUUCGGAGUGGUUCUGCUAGAACUUUUGACUGGCCGCAAACCGGUCGAUCAUACCAUGCCUCGUGGCCAACAAAGUCUUGUUACUUGGGCGACUCCAAGACUAAGUGAAGACAAAGUGAAACAAUGUGUAGAUCCAAAGCUCAAGGGAGAAUAUCCUCCCAAAGGAGUUGCCAAGCUCGCAGCUGUAGCCGCACUAUGUGUGCAGUAUGAGUCUGAGUUCCGACCAAACAUGAGCAUUGUAGUCAAGGCUCUCCAACCGCUUCUGAGGUCUUCCGCACCGCCGCCGCCACCUCCCGAUGUUUAAAACAUGUAAAUUCAGCUGUGUGAAAUUUUGAAGCCUCUGCCGCGCGCUUUGGUUUUCAUUUGACGACUGUGUGUGUGUAUACUUUUCUUCGCUCUUUUCGGCUUUUCCACAUUGGUUGGGUAGGAUAGGAUCGGUCGGAUUUUUAUAUCCGUUGGCCUUUUUGCUUCCAAUCCUACUGAUUAUGCAAAAAAAACCUCCUUGCACAGACCCAGUUUGUUUUUGGGUUGACAAUAAGACUUGUGAUUGUUAUUCUUUGGUUUAUAAAGCCAUGCUUGUUUGAAGUUCAUUAAAAGGAUGAGCUUGUUAUAAA